This is a messenger RNA of Impatiens glandulifera, 405 nucleotides long. Its product is annotated as nudix hydrolase 11-like. The record is from RefSeq and is a predicted model, not a curated record. Gene Ontology annotation, biological process: coenzyme A catabolic process. NCBI's taxonomy places the organism in Eukaryota, Viridiplantae, Streptophyta, Magnoliopsida, Ericales, Balsaminaceae. Gene Ontology annotation, molecular function: coenzyme A diphosphatase activity; acetyl-CoA hydrolase activity. The coding region runs from base 1 to 405 and encodes 134 amino acids. The transcript has 2 exons.
AUGAAAUUGACAGAGCGAUUAAGAAACUUGAAGCUCUUCGGUGAGAAGAAGGGAGCAGAGAUGUUCGAAUUCAAUAGAGUUAUAGUUCUGUGUUAUAUUUUCGAAAAUGAGAAAGAAGAUUUGAGAGUAAUUCUGACGAAGAGAUCGUCAAUGCCCUCCUCUAAUUCAGGAGAUGUUUCUAAUCAUACGACGUUGAGGGAGGCUAAGGAGGAAAUCGAUUUGGAUCUUUCUUGUGUGAACGUGGUGGCUAUUCUUGAACAAAUUGUGUUGAAGAAUGGUACUUUUGUAGUUCUUGUGAUGACGGAAGAAAAACAUAAGGAUGCAGAAAAGUUCGCAUUUGAAGAGACAAAGAAGGAAGAUGAGGAUUCAGCUGAUUCAGUUGAUGGAAGUAUGAGGUAUCAUUGA